This is a messenger RNA of Antrostomus carolinensis (chuck-will's-widow), 598 nucleotides long. It is a transcript of the gene RMP24, whose product is annotated as ribonuclease MRP subunit p24. The transcript is spliced from 3 exons. The record is from RefSeq and is a predicted model, not a curated record. NCBI's taxonomy places the organism in Eukaryota, Metazoa, Chordata, Aves, Caprimulgiformes, Caprimulgidae. Bases 83 to 559 code for a protein of 158 amino acids.
AAAAUGUGAAUUAGAAGGGAUAUGUCCUUACUGCUUCCAGUUCCUGGUUCCUGAUAGCCGCCGGGUGCGUCUCAAACCAAAGAUGAAAGUGACUCCACAGAUAGAGAAAGUUCUGAAACGAGAAACGAAGAACCAUAAACUUAACAUGAAACAGGCAAAGCUUUUGAAAAAGUACAGGGAGUCAAGAAGUGCUCUGCUGGUUACUUGCAACUCAUGCAACAAAACAACAAGACAUUAUGGAAAAAGCAGGGAUUUUCUGGCUACCAGAGCACACAAUUCUGGCACUCCAAGUAUGAAAUCUAGCCUGAGGACACCAGAUGUAAAAAUGCAGUCUGCAAACAAAGUGACACCUGUAAGCUGCAGUAGGUUGGGAUCUAAAAGGAACAGUCCAUUAUCACUUCCCAGAACACGUGUAUCCGGACAGGCAACAACCAGCUCUGCUUCCAAGACUCCCCGAAACACCAAAUUUCACUUUUCUAAGCUAAAACGGAUGCUUAACUUAGAAGAAAAAGAGAAAAAACAGAAGGCAGAUUUGCAAACCUUCUUGAAUUUACUUUAGUUAUUCAUUAUUUCAAAGUAAUAAAGAUUAAAGCAAUAA